Messenger RNA from Rhizophagus irregularis DAOM 181602=DAOM 197198, 306 nucleotides. The record is from RefSeq and is a predicted model, not a curated record. NCBI's taxonomy places the organism in Eukaryota, Fungi, Glomeromycota, Glomeromycetes, Glomerales, Glomeraceae.
GUUUCUGUAAAGAUGAUUCCAGAGGAAUCGCUUGAUGAAAAUCAAAUCGUAGAACAAGGCCUAAUACAUGAAUUAUGUUCAUUCAUAUCACCUGAAGAUAAUGUCAGCUCUACUGAAAUCAUCAGCUCUUGCGUUAGUUUAGAGAAUUUGAUUUUGGGUUCUGCCCAGCACUUAUCUUAUUUAUUUGAAAUAGCAAUAAAAUCCAGUCAGCAGGAAAUAUUAGACUGGUACAAUUAUUCUUUUGAAUUUGAGAGUAAGGUUGAUGCUCUUAUGGCUGAUGGAAAUGAAACCAUUUCUCCUUACUAA